AUGUCUUCUACUAUCGAACAAAACUUUGAAGAGUGCUAUUGUACCAAGUGCAUUAAAAAUUAUAAUGGAUACACCUUAGUAUCAAAGAGAACUGCCCAGCGUCAUGGCAAGAAAGCAUCUUUAAAAGAUGCUAUCAGAAGUGAACUUGCUUUUAUAUUAAACACAGAUGUGCAGAGACAUGUAAUGAACAUUGAUGCAGAGUCUAUUUUAGUCCAAGAAUCUGAAUCCGUAGAAGUUCUUGCGUGUCAGUCUGACUUACCCAUUUUGGAUAUCUCCCCUAUGUCAGUUGACUAUGACAUCGAUGUCGAUUUCAAUGACAUGGACUUUGAGUAUGAGAGCAAUGAGAAUGCCAAAGAUACUGUUGAUAUUGAUGUUGAAGAAGUCGACACUGAAUGUUCCUAUGAAAACAUGUUUUCAAACAGCAGUAUGCCUGAGAAUCCUGUACACAAAUUCAUUGCAACAUUCACUGUGCUAUUUGCAUCCUGCUACGUGGUCAACAAGGGCACAGUUGUCUUGAUUGAGUUCAUCAACAAGCUCUUGAAGAUUUACAAGCAGGACUUCCAGCUUCCCAUGAGUCUGCCUGGUCUUCAGCAUAUGACAGGAUUCUGUGAGCUCUCCAAGGGCAUAAGACGAUUUGUGACCUGCAAGAAUUGCCAUGCAAUUUACAAAGAAAGUCAAUCUGUUCCUCCUCACUACAUCUUUGCAAAGACAGGUGCUUGUGCAGCUUGUAACUGUGAAUUGACAAAGAAAUCUUCGUCUGGUGCUUUGGUUCCCAAGCGUAGUUUCCAUUACUAG
Messenger RNA from Phycomyces blakesleeanus NRRL 1555(-), 795 nucleotides. RefSeq lists its product as hypothetical. The record is from RefSeq and is a predicted model, not a curated record. Bases 1 to 795 code for a protein of 264 amino acids. The transcript has 4 exons. NCBI's taxonomy places the organism in Eukaryota, Fungi, Mucoromycota, Mucoromycetes, Mucorales, Phycomycetaceae.